AUGACGACAUCCACUCAGCGAUUUGAGGAUAUGCAGCCACAUAAACGGCAAGCUCAGAGGGCUGGCCCCAGUAUACAUUCAUCCACUCUACUUAAAAUGCCCGUGUCGGAGCCAGCUCUGUUGUCAGGGCAACCUCUAUCUGAUCGGCUCCUAGACUUAAGGCAGAGAUCACUCGAACCAGCAAAUAUUAUUCGUCCAGGCUGUUGGCAGGCUGCAAACGAACACAAGGGCAUGAUGGAAACCAAGCCUAAUGGUGAAGAAGAGAAGAGAGUUGCCGGUAGGUUUCUAUAA
This is a messenger RNA of Protopolystoma xenopodis, 291 nucleotides long. The record is from the annotation of a GenBank genome assembly. Lineage: Eukaryota; Metazoa; Platyhelminthes; Monogenea; Polystomatidea; Polystomatidae.